UAAACAAAUGCUGUAGAAAUGAUUCCUAAGGAAUAUAGUCUGUACCCCACCAAAAAAAGGAAUAUAGUCUCUCUCUUUUUUGUAGAACUGUAAGGAAUAUAGUCUUCUCCCUGGGAAUUUAGAACCGAAAGAGGCCUUAAAAUCUGUAAAAAAUUGCUGAUGACGUGGUGGCCCAAAGCCGAACGUGCUUGGCCCAAAGCAGAGGCGAUCGAUCCCACCAUGGCACCAUUUCCUCUUCGAUUGUCUCAAAAAAAAACCAUUUCGUCUUCGAUCCGGACCAACUCCGUCGCCGUCGCCGUUGGGCGUCGGAAUCCAUGGUGGGAUGGCGCGAGGAAUUGACGCCGAGCAGCAGCACACGAUGGCGGAGCAGGUGAAGGAGUAUCAGGCGCGAUCCAGGCACGCCUGGGCCGCCGCAUCCUUCUUCUCCUCCACCUCCACCUCCACCUCCACCUCCACGGCCGGCUCCUCGUGGGUUGAGGUGUUACUCAUGAUAUGGAAACUUGCUUUGUAUGCUCUACUAGUGUUUGCGUGUAUUGCCUUUUAUUUCAAGUUUAUAGGAAUAGCUUUAUCAUUUACAUGUAUCUCUGCACUUCUUUAUUUGUGCAUGAGAUUAACCAAGGAAGAAAGGAAGCACAAGAAAAGUAAGCAAAGAAUGCUUCUUCCAUUGUCAAUGUAAAAUAUGUCUGUAAAUUUCGCUGUAAUUUACAUGUAAAGUGCUCUCAGUUUAAUACUAAUGUAUUUACACUCUCGACGUCUUUCAUAUA
Messenger RNA from Aegilops tauschii subsp. strangulata, 764 nucleotides. RefSeq lists its product as uncharacterized. The record is from RefSeq and is a predicted model, not a curated record. Lineage: Eukaryota; Viridiplantae; Streptophyta; Magnoliopsida; Poales; Poaceae.